AUGCUGCGCCUGCAAUCAACCACGCUCUCCUUGACCAUGACCGAGGUCAAGGAGUUUGAGCGCCAUCGUAGGUUCAGAAACUACCUUGCCAAGGACGCUACUUUUGAACUCCCAAUACGACCUGGACCUCCGGCUCCGGAUGCUCAGAAGGCCCCUGAAUCCGAGCCGCGUGGUGAUUCGAAGCAGUCCGAGCACGAGACUGAUUCGAAACAACACUCGAGGACAAACUCACAGGAAAGUCCGACGAAACUGUUGGCGAAUCCGCCGCGUCGUCCUCCAAAGUCCAGCGGUUCUAGCGCGAGUAACAGUAAUACGCAAGGCCCCUCGAGCUCUUCACAGAGCAAGGAUUCGAAUUCAUCGACCUUGUCACAACGACCAGCCGGCUUCGGUCUACCGAUGCGACGGGCACUUCCUCCGCCGUUCUCAACGGAAACACGCCGAGUUUCCGAUGAGCACUCCCUACCUUCAACGCGUUCACUCCGCGAAGAUACUAGGCAGGAGCCGCCAGCCACUCCCCCCAGACGAUCAUCUCUCCAAAACAAUCGCCCCGCGGGUAGCACGAGCCCUCUGCCCAGCGGGGGAGCAAUAAGAGUGUUCAGCUCAGCAGCAAGAUUUGUUGAGUCGAUUAUCCGCCGCCCUAGAGCUGACUCACCAUCGUCAACGCGAGCAACACGCUCCGAAUCUGGGUCGCCGAUAGGAGAAGAUGCAUCAGACCGCACGUUGGUGGGUGAUCCCCGACUCACAAUCUACAACGACGCUCUUCCUGCAUCGUCACAGCCGCAGACACCACAGAAUCUUCCUGAAGCACGUCAUCAGAGCCGUAUCUCAGGAGCGUACACCGCACCUGUCCCGCGCAUGGUGACGCGAUCUAUGCGUCGGACUGGUGCGAUCCGAGGACGGCCAGACAACGGCCGUAGCCCGAAUGGACUAAACACCCCUGGUUUUCAUGGUCUAUACGGCGGCAUGGAGAACUCUGAAGACUCGAGGCUGUACGAUGAGGCGUCUAGAUUACGCGAAGAAGGAUCUCAAGAGCCCGAUCCCGAGUAA
Anthostomella pinea is the source of this 1047-nucleotide messenger RNA. The record is from the annotation of a GenBank genome assembly. Lineage: Eukaryota; Fungi; Ascomycota; Sordariomycetes; Xylariales; Xylariaceae.